AUGGAAUCCCUUACUACCCACCCUUCCACUGCCCAGCAGGCGAAGGCCUUCACUUCUCCAGCGUCAUUAUCCUUCCCAGGCGGUGCUGGUGACCUCACUCCGCCAUCCUUGGAGAAAGAACCAGGCAUGAUGAACGGAUUGCAACAAUCGAAUGGUCAACUGCUGUUGGGGAAUGCCACUGCUUCUGGUAACGGGGUGACUCCCGCAACUCCUGCUGCGACUCCUGGAGCUGCCGCUGUUGGUGGUCCUGGGGUUAGCGGCAUCGUGCCUACUUUGCAAAAUAUUGUUGCUACGGUCAAUCUUGACUGCCGUUUGGAUCUGAAGACUAUUGCGCUCCAUGCGAGAAAUGCGGAGUACAACCCAAAGCGUUUCGCUGCUGUUAUCAUGCGCAUUCGCGAACCGAAGACCACCGCCCUGAUCUUCGCCUCGGGCAAGAUGGUAGUUACCGGUGCCAAAUCUGAAGAUGACUCUAAGCUGGCCUCGAGAAAAUAUGCCCGUAUCAUCCAGAAACUCGGGUUCAAUGCGAAAUUCACGGAUUUCAAGAUCCAGAACAUUGUCGGGUCGUGUGAUAUUAAGUUCCCCAUUCGUCUUGAAGGGCUUGCGAGUCGUCAUCAUAAUUUCAGCUCCUAUGAACCCGAACUUUUCCCAGGACUCAUUUAUCGUAUGAUGAAACCGAAGAUUGUGCUUUUGAUCUUCGUCAGUGGCAAGAUUGUAUUGACGGGGGCGAAAGUUAGAGAGGAGAUUUAUCAGGCUUUCGAGAUGAUUUAUCCCGUGCUUACUGGUACGUGUGGGGAAUGA
Messenger RNA from Paracoccidioides brasiliensis Pb18, 798 nucleotides. RefSeq names its product TATA-box-binding protein. The record is from RefSeq and is a predicted model, not a curated record. Gene Ontology annotation, biological process: DNA-templated transcription initiation. The transcript has 3 exons. The coding region runs from base 1 to 798 and encodes 265 amino acids. Gene Ontology annotation, molecular function: RNA polymerase II general transcription initiation factor activity; DNA binding.